AUGCGCCCCGCAUCCGCGGUGCUGUUACUUGUCCUCUGCUUGGCAGCGCAUCCAACACGGGUACACGCCGGUGAAUUUCUAAACACAAUCUUUUUGAUACUCACGUUCGGCAUUGGUGGCAUUGUCAACAAUUGCAUUGCUAGACCCAAAUGUCAAGACGGCGUGGCAAAGUUGGGUUUGGAGUACAAUGAUUUUUGUGGCUGCAUUGCCGAUAUCGAGAGUGGUCCUUUGUUUUGUGUCCGAGGCGUUGGUGGUUGCAAUUCUGGCGGUGUGUUUUGCAUCGAGGGUGAUCUCUGCGGGGACUCAACCUUUGACAUGACGUUUGGGGAUGGCGGCAAACUCAAAGAUGACCUGUAUGGAUACUUUUUUGCAACCACACCUGAUGUAUAUGAAUUGCGGGUGAUUGCCACGCCCCUGAGCAACAAGGAAGUGUUUGAAUCCUGUUCGGCGGCGGUGGAAGGGAAGGAGUGUGGAAGCUGUAACAUCUGCCCUGACGGGAUAUCCUUUCGGUUUGAUUGCAGCGACAUUACUGUGGGAAGUAGUGGAGCUGCUGGUCCGGUUAUGAACGAUUGCCUGAACUUUUUGUUUCAAAAGGUGGUCUGA
Molecule: messenger RNA, 603 nt
Organism: Seminavis robusta
Lineage: Eukaryota; Bacillariophyta; Bacillariophyceae; Naviculales; Naviculaceae
Source: the annotation of a GenBank genome assembly